AUGGGUGUUGAGACGAAGAAGGCCUCCGCUCCACCGCUCCCCGCGCCGACCGAAACCGAGUCGACCACAACACCCACCGAGCUGCAGACAGAUGUGUCCAGGCCCGGUGACGAAAAGUCGUCGUAUUCUUUGCCCGAGGACGGCACGCCCGUGACCAUCAAGACCCGCGGUCACAAACACAACAAGUCGCAGACCUCUCUGCUCAUCGAGUACUUCGAAGGCGGCAAAACGGCCACCUCUGGAGGCGGCUCCGACCGCAAGCCAAGCGUGCGAGUGCGCUUGACACCCUCCAAAAACCGGAGAAACGACCACAUACAGAUCACAGAGACCAAGUCGUCCUCGCGAAAGGCCUCUCUGUCAAGACGCUCCGCCCCGGCAACCCCGACCGGCCACCACUUGGAGGGUGAGGCCUUGUCAGCAAUCAGUGGCAACUCUGUAGAUACUGGCGACGCCCAUAGUAUGAACUCGUACGCCUCUGCCACCGAGGAGUCCAAUGUCUCCCGCAACCCGAUCGAGGUCGAUAUAGACCGCAGCGGGCACCACCGCCGGCGACGCCCCGCCAGCCCACUCAUACCCGCUGCCGAUGAGAACCGGGCAUCCUAUCUUCCCGGCACGGCUUCAGAAAUCUCGGCUAUUCCUACCGACAGCUUUCUUGACGGGUCUGGGCCCACCACGCGCAGCCCCGAAGACCACCGGAGUAGGAGCCCGUCGCGAGGCGCAGACCUCCUGACUGGCGCGGUCGCGGGCCUCGCUGCCGGCGCCGCAGCCGACAAGUUGCGCUCCAAGAGCCGCGGCGACGAUAGGGAGCGGAUUGUGGUCCCCAAGUCCCGAGACAAGGACCGAUCCGAGCGCAAGCACAAGUCCAAGAGUCGGACCAGCAGCCUCAGCGAAAAGGAGAGGGACGGUACGAGGUCGCCCCGCCGGCGAUCCAGCCGGAGCCAACAGGACUCGUUGGUGUCGGCAGCCGACUCCAGCGUCGUGUCCUCCGCGCUCACACCAAGCCACCGCUCAUACGAUCAGCAGUCGGUCCGCUCAGGCGCCUCCAAGUCCUCGAUCAAUAACCCAAAGCUCCUCGAGACCGUCGAGGAUGCCAUUCGGAGGCUGAUUCUCCCCGAGCUAAACGCUCUAAAACGAGAGCAGAGUCGCCAUAAGGACCGUCGGGGGUCGGCAACUUCUAGUGCAACUUCCGUCUCCAGAGAGGACUAUGGCAGCGAGCGCCGGAGAUCCGGGACGAGUGAUAAGCAGAGCGUGGGCGUCAAGGGCGAAUCGAAAGUCAAGGAACGUAGGGAUCGCGAGGCCCGUCACGACUUUGACCACGAGAGCCCCGCCCCAAGCAUUACUCACGAAUCCGUCGACGAGGCUACGCGAGAUAUUGAAAACACCCCUGUACGAAGCACGGGCAACCUGAAAGCAGCAGCUGCCGGAGCGGCUUUGGGUGGAUUGGCUGCUGCUGCGAUGCAUGAUAGUUCGAUGCCCUUCGCCAGGGAGCAGCGCCGCCGCCGACGUGCAGAACUCAACAAGCGCAUCUCCGACCGGUACGACGAGUACGAUGAUAUGGAGCGUGAACCAGAGCCGCCCAUGCCCUUGAUGAGCGAGAUCAACCCGUCUGAAGUCACAAGGACGUCGAUCCUAUCCGCCGCUACUGAUCGCCCGCAUUCGGCUAGUGAGGAAAUGACGCCUGUUCAUGAGGUGACUCGCGGUGUGCCCUCUGUCGAGUCGGACAGCACAACUCCCACGCGAACUCCCACAACGCUUCAAGCCCUGGGCACACAGCACGCGAACAUCUCACAUGGCGAUCUCAAGGCACUUCCACGGCAGAGCACCGGGGAGUUCAUUGAGCACGAGUAUGAGAUUGACGAGUUCGGUCACAAGGUUCCUGUCAGCCCUCACGAAGAGUUCGAUGAGGAACGAUAUGAAGAAGAGGCACCUGUGCCGGAGGGUGCCUAUGACUACUACAACACUCAAGACGUGCCACCGCCCUUGCGCUAUGUCCCGUAUCAGCCUGAGCGGAGGGGCCUCAGUCCCAUUCCGAGUGUCUCGGGCUACACUGAGGGAGGCAGUGACGUCCACCACCGUGAUUCGAGAGUUACACAGACCACCGACGGAGCCCCUUCCCCAGGCAAGUCACCACAUGUGGAUCGAUAUGCCCGCUCGCCGGGAUCCAUUCCCAGCAACAUGCGAAGUCGCGAGUUUGAUCACGAUGAUCAGUCGGUCCGAAGCUCUGUCGCGGACUACAGGAAUACCAUGUACACUGAAGACAGCGAGGUCGCUUCCUCGGCCCCCGGCGGGCAGGCGGUACGAGGUGUUGGCGCGAACCCCAACUUCGUCCACACGCCUCUUGGUGUGGAGUCGGCUGUGGCCUCCUUGGUUGACGGGUCGAUGGUCACGGAUACGGUACUUACUGGGGAGUCUGGUCAAGGGACAAGAGACAUCUACGGUGGUGGGGCUGCCAUGGCGCCUCUGGAAGAGGAGCUCUCGCACGGCCAUGCCACACCCAGCAAGCGUUCGGUCGAGAGUCACCGGGAUCUAGUCGAAGAGCAAGAGGUUGCGCGCGCCUCGCCCACGACAACCAGGACAAACCCCUCCGAGUUCGCUGAGGAGUAUGAGAUUGACCAGUACGGACGCAAGGUCCCCAGGACGAGGUACCGCCACUCGCCAACUGCUUCCGAGGUGGCGAUCACAUCCGGUGCUGUCGAUGCCGCUGCCGCUGCGAUCAGGGCUGCUAAGGAUAGAAAGAACCAGCCGGCUGUGGAAGAGUACCAGGAUGAAGAAUUCGUGCCGGAGGGUGUUCAGAGGAACAAGUCCUUCAAGGAGCGGACCAUGAGCGGUCGUCGGCCAGCAAACACCCCUUCGCAUAGCGUUGACCGUCUAGACGACUACGCUCAGCCAAAGAUGGGCGUCAGCGGUAUCCCGGAUGCCCAUGACCCGAUCCCGGAGAUCGGGUACGGCUAUGGCGAUGGUCCUGAGCUGGAGACAAACCCAUCUGUUGUGGAAGGUCGGCUAGACGGUGAUCAUCACGACGAGCCAGAGCACUGGCGUGGAGACAUCACGCCGACCCAAGAGCACAUUGAUCAGCAGGCUAAGGAUAUCUCCCAUCACGACCCCAGCGCGCGCGACUUGGGCUUGGCCGGCGCUGCUGCCGUUGCUACAGCUGCCGCGCUGGCCUCUGCUCACAACACUCACAGCCGACAGCCCAGCCAGGAGCAAGAUGACGAGUGGCAUCGCACAUCGGAAGACAAGAAACGGGACACCCUCAUCACGAAUCCCUACGAGGGUGCCAGCCCGGUCGCCAACCUGCCCGACCUAGGCGAGAAGCUGUUCGUCCCUCCUGCCUUGGCCAAGGCGGGCUUUGCGCCCGGAUUUACAACCCGCAGCCCCUUGGGUCCCAACGAUGAAGGAUACAUCUCCCAGGGACCUGUCAAGACGCCCGACAUCAAGGGCAAGGCUGGCGAGUUCACGGAGCAGCCUGCCACGGGCGGUGCAGAGGAUCCGUUCUUCACCCCGACGCAUGCAAGACACAUGAGCGGCAUGUCUCAGGGCAUGGGCUCGCCGUUUUACGAUGCCGCGACCGGUGCGGGUAUUGACCGGAUCGAGUCUAAGGAUAUCAUCGCAUUGAUGCAACAUUUGAUGGUUCGUGACGCACAGAGGAGUGCCCGCGAUACGGAGAUCCUCGUCACCCUGGUGCGCUCCGCCUCCGAGAUGAGGGAGUCGUUUGACAACAUGAAGAAGAUGCUCGCACAGCAGGAGAAGGGGCUUGUGACCGAGAUUAGGGAGAGAGUUGCCGACACCGAGGACGUCAUCAUCACCGAGGUCAAGGAGAACACAGAGAAGACGGUCCGACACCACAUCGGCGGCCCUCGGCCCUUCCCUGGCAGUGCUGCCAGGUCGCUCCAGAUGUCGCAGGCCGAGACCGACGAUCUCCCCGCCAAGAAGCGCAACCUCUUCCGACGAGCGCUCAAGGGUCUCAGCGCCAAAGGCAACAAUGAUCUGGGUAGGAUCGAGGACAUGCUGAUGCAGCUACUGACCGAAGUCGACGUCCUCAAGGCUCAGACUGCUCAGACUGGCAGUGGCAGCACUCAUGAUCAGUCUUUCGAGCACAUGGACGAGCCCGAGAUACCAUUCGAGCAGGAUCGUGGCUAUGAGCCCGAAGGAAAUGCCGGUACCUCGACUGCCAGCCACGCCAGCCAAUCCGGGCAUCUGUCGCUGAACUCUCGGGGACAGCCAUCGAAGCUCGGAUACGAGCGGAAGUUCUCAGAUCAUCGGAUAAGCACGGUCCCUGAGGCAAACGAGGAUGAGUCCAGUCAUCAGCAGCAGCAGCCAGGCAUGGGUCCACAAUACCAAAUGUCGGGUCCGCUCCUCAACACACCUCCUCCCGAUCACCAGCGUGGCAACUCGGUGCCUCUGAACACCCCCCCACAGCCAAUGACCUCCCAGCAGGCCUCGCUAAGCAAUGAGAAUGCAUCGCGCUCGGAGAAGGGCAAGAAACACAAGUCGGGCGGCUCGACGAGCUGGCUUCCUAAGAUCUCCCGCUGGUCUGGGACGACGACGUCCAGCAUGGGCAAGGUCUUCCGGGGAAGUAAGGAUUCCAAGAAAGACGACGAAAUGGAUGACUUCCUCGGCGGUGCAUCGCGCUCUGGUUCGAACCUAGCGAACUAUGACGAGUAUGGGCACACCGAUCCCUACGGCGAGGACAAACUCCACACGGGUUUCUCUCAGCCCGACCUGCUUCAUACGGGCCAACACCCGCAGACACCUGGCGGCCAGCAGCAGCAGAUGCCCCCUCAGGCGUACAUGACACCGGAGGAUCCCAAGUACAAGGCGCACCGCAACUCGCUGCUCUUGCAGCACCCACAGCCGAGGUCGGGACAGCCCAUCAAGGCGGCGCUCGAGUACCGCGCCGAGGACUACGACGAUCCCAUGAGCCCCCGUUCCGCCGAGUGGGCUGGCUCGGCCACUUCGCUCCACCGCUUCCCGGGCCAGAACCCCAACCGUUACAGCGGCGGUUCCGCGUCCCAGGAGGCUACGGGCCAGCAGCAGCAGCAGCAGCAGCAGCAGCAGUAUUGGGGUUCGUCCCCGGCGGGCCAGGGCCCGCCCCGCCCGCCGAAGGAGCCGCUCGACGACGGCAGCGGCCGCGCCAUCCGGCAGACGCCGCCCAAGAGCAACCGCAUCUCCAAGCUGGCGUCCAAGACGAGCCCGCUGCCGUACCACAGCGUGGAGAGCGGGUACGGCACGGCCACGCACGGCGCGCCGACGGUCAGCUACGCGGGCAGCAGCCCGCGGCUGGAGAACCGCAACCUCAGCGGGGCGCUGGGCGUGCCGACGCGGCGGCCUAGCGGGCCGAGGGCCAUGACGCCCAAGAGCGCGGGCAGCGUGGACGAGGAUGCCGAGGCGAGGCGGCGCAAGAGAGGUUAG
Molecule: messenger RNA, 5412 nt
Organism: Thyridium curvatum
Lineage: Eukaryota; Fungi; Ascomycota; Sordariomycetes; Thyridiales; Thyridiaceae
Exons: 1
Coding region: 1-5412 (1803 amino acids)
Source: RefSeq, a predicted model, not a curated record